Molecule: messenger RNA, 1212 nt
Organism: Fusarium pseudograminearum CS3096
Lineage: Eukaryota; Fungi; Ascomycota; Sordariomycetes; Hypocreales; Nectriaceae
Exons: 1
Coding region: 1-1212 (403 amino acids)
Source: RefSeq, a predicted model, not a curated record
AUGAAGCCUUCCGUUAUCCUCUCAACUACCGUCUUUGCGGGCACCACUGUUGCUCGACUGUACAAACGCGACGAGCUCGUUGCCAGAGCAGACUCGAGCAGUUCGCUUAGCACAGCUUCUGUCGUUACAAACCCCACGGACACAGCAACCGAUGGGGGAGAGGAGACUUUGUCUACCGAUACAGGAGCACCGGCUACCGUCAGCACCACGGCAUCUUCAGCCAAUAUGAGCCCAACAAUCCCUCCCACAUACGACUGUCUGAGUGAUUGCAAUAGCAACUACGAUAAAUGUCGCACGGCUCCCGGCGCCAACAUGUCCACUUGUGCAGCUCAAUACGCCGGAUGUCUUGGCUAUAACCCCUUUCAAGGAGGGUCGCUUGUUACACCUACGGCUUGUUCUGCUCCUGCGUCCGACACUCCUAAACCUACUCAGUCAGGUACAAGCGAUUGUGUCACCGGGUGUAAUGACGAUUACAACAAAUGUCGCACAGCUCCGGGUGCAAAUAUGUCUACUUGUGCAGCUCAAUACGCUGGCUGUCUUGGGUACAACCCAUUUGAAGGAGGGUCACUCGUUACACCAACCGCUUGUUCCGUCACUGCAUCCGAAACAUCCAAGCCUACUCAGUCGGGCACAAGCGACUGCCUGAGCGAGUGUAACACUAAAUAUGAUACAUGCCGCACAGCUCCCGGCGCUAACAUGGCCACCUGCGCGUCCGAGUACGCUGGAUGUCUUGGCUAUAACCCUUUUCAAGGCGGGUCCCUUGUCACGCCUACUGCUUGCUCUGACAAAGCUGAGCCUACCCAAUCGGGCACAGACGAGUGUGUGAAGGGAUGCAACAGCGACUACGAUAAGUGCCGAACAGCUCCGGAUGCCAAUAUGUCCACUUGUGCUGCCCAGUACUCCCAGUGCCUUGGGUACAACCCUUUUGACGGCUCUGGAUCACUUGUCACACCUACCGCUUGUUCUAGCAGUGCUGGACCUACUGCAACGGACACAGGCGCAAUGCAGUCAUCUAUGGCUUCACAGUCUCCCUCACCUCUGUCAGACACAACAAUGCAGAUGACUGGGACAUACGAGAACCCUGUAGCUACAUGUACCUCUAACAUGUGCUCCAAACCCACCAUGACCGAGUCGCCUGUCGUGGUUGACAGUGCUGGGAGUCUUCGACCUUGGAUGACUUUGAUGGCAUUGGCAGCGCUCGCCAUACUGUAA